Dermatophagoides pteronyssinus (European house dust mite) is the source of this 1996-nucleotide messenger RNA. It is a transcript of the gene Nin, whose product is annotated as blastoderm-specific gene 25D. Lineage: Eukaryota; Metazoa; Arthropoda; Arachnida; Sarcoptiformes; Pyroglyphidae. The record is from RefSeq and is a predicted model, not a curated record. Gene Ontology annotation, molecular function: calcium ion binding. Gene Ontology annotation, biological process: microtubule anchoring at centrosome. Gene Ontology annotation, cellular component: centrosome.
CAAAAAUAAUCAUUUAAAGUGAGAGAUUAUCGCGUUGAUGAUUCGUAGUUGUAAUGUCAAAGUUCUAUUUGGCUAUGGCGGUUCUUUUGGACGAAUUCAACGUAUUCAUAUUCAACAAUUAUGGUCACAAAUGUUGGAAUAUAUUCUUGCCAUACGACAAUCUACUAAUCAUCAUUAUUCAUCACAACAAUUAUAUCAAGUCUCAUUGGCUACGAUACUGAAUGAAUUCGCACAAUUAAAAAUUCAACAUGAUCAAAUGAUUGGUAAAUGUGAACGUUUAGAAUUACAAUUAGAACAGGCUAAUUGUCGUGCAGAAUUUUUAGCACAAGAAGUUGAUGAACAACAUUUACGUUUAGAGAAUGCAUCGAAUACAAAAUUGGCUACAUUGGAGAAAAAAUAUCAAGAUCAAAUCAAAUUAUUGGAAAUGGAUUUUUCACGUGAAAAAGAAAUUAUGAUCAUACAAUCAAACCAUCUGCGACAAGAUAUUGAUAAACAAAUGAACACUGUUAAAGAACAAUUAUCAAAAUUUCGUUCAAAUAUUAAAAUAUUGGAAGAGGAAAAUAAACGUCUGGAAAAUGAUUGUCAGCUAAUAAAAUGUCAGAAUAGUGAAUUGAUAAAAAAUUUCAUGGAUAUACAACGUCAUGUUGAAGAAUCGGAUCAUUUAAAUGCAAAAAUUGCCGAAUUAGAAUCAAUGGAAAAUGCACAGGAUCGUAAAAAUAUUGAACAAUUAAUGAAUGAAAUGGAAAAAUUAAAAGAACAGAACAAGCGAUUACAAGAUCAGAAUGAUGAAUUGUUAAUAGAAAAAGAAUCGUUAAGACAACAGCUGGCUACAUUUAUUUUGGCCUCAUACCAACAUCAACAACAACAGAAUUCGAACCAACAAACAAGUCAACAACAACAACAAACGUUAUUAACAACAACAACAGCAGCAAAUCAAUCAUCGAUCUUUUCAUCAUCAUCAUUUACACCAGAAUCAAUUAUAAUGGCUCCUACUGAUGAAAUAAUGAUGAUGAUAGAGUCUGGUGGUAUAUUGCCUAAAUUCCCUUCGAUUACAACAACAACUGGACGAAGUAAAAAAAGAAAAAGACGUCGUCGUAGAAAAAAGAAUAAAAAUAAAACUAUUACACCGAAUAAUAAUGAUAAUGAACAGAUAGAAAUGAAUACAACAGUCAAUGUGCAAAUCGAUAAUAAUAAUAACAACGACAUGAACCAUAAUCAUGAUGAUAAGGAUAAAAAACAAGAUAAUAUCGUUGAUACAUCAAUGUCUAGUGACAAUAUUUCAACGAAAACUAAUCCUAAAACUGAAAUAAAACCAAUGAUGAAUAAUACUGGACGACUAACGGAAGAAGAUCAAUCAUCAACAUUUUCAACAAUAACGACACAUGGUGAUGAUUUUGAUGAAGAUGAUGAUUUGGAUAUGGAUGACGAUAUGGAUAUUGAAGAUGAUUAUGAUGAUUUUCAUCAACAGACGGAGUUAGUAUCGUCAUGGACAUUUAAACAACGGCAUAAACGAAUCAAACAACCAAAUUCAAAUAUGUAUGAAGAAGCCGUUGAGGAAGAAGGAAAACUUGAUGAUCUCGAUGAUAAUGAUGAUGAUGAGGAUGAUGAUGAAGAUAAUCUACAAACUUUGAUACAAAAUCAUCCAUCAACAACAUAUAUACGUAGUUUAUCUGAUGAAAUAAAUUUCGAUCGUAGUCGACCAAUUUUUGCCAAUCAACCUGAUCAAUCAUCAUUGGAAAAAAAUUUACAAAUGAUUCUAAAUCAAAUUAUUCAAGAUAAUCAUUCAAUCAAAGAAAAUAAUGAUGAUUUUUCAUCACGUAUUUUCAAUGAUAAUGAUAAUGAAAUGAUUUUAAAACGAGCAUUACGACGUAUUGAAAAUGCAUUGAAACAAAUCGAUAAUAAUAAUAAUUCCAAUGAUGAUCAAUUGAUGGUGGUGGAUAAACAACAAUCAUCAUCAAUAUCACAAUUUGAUCACAAUAAUAAUCCUAAUCCCUGA